Molecule: messenger RNA, 690 nt
Organism: Ectocarpus sp. CCAP 1310/34
Lineage: Eukaryota; Phaeophyceae; Ectocarpales; Ectocarpaceae
Source: the annotation of a GenBank genome assembly
AUGCGGGAUGGAAGGAGCGAAGAAGAAGCAACUCUCGUGUGCCACACCCGCCCUUCAUCUGCUCAAGAGAUACGCGAAGUGUGUUCACGUCUGCGUUGGUACCUUUGCGAGGCGCUGGGAAUUAAAGACUUUGGGGACGACACUGGCUGUUCUAGCACAGCCCCUUCGCUGAAGGAAACCUUCGAUGAGAUCUCCGCUUGGCUAGACCUACCAGAAAACUCCGAAGAGCUGCUCUUUAUCAAGAUCGAGGACUACACUGGAGACAACGUGGGUAUUAUUGUUGUGCUUUGCGCUGUGUGUUGCUUUCGUUUGUUGAGCGUGUCGGUCAGCCUGUUGCCUGACUACAUCACGACAGUGUUCGGAACGAAGAGUGUUUUCGGACCUUUGGACUUCAUCGAGUGGAACAGAAUCAGUGAGACCGAGCAAUGGCCGACCACGGAGUACCUCGUGUCCCAGGGCAAGAGGCUGGUCUUUGGCACGAACGGCCAGGAGGAUGCCGAUUCGAUGUUCAGGAAAAGUCGAGAAAACGACGCAGACGGACUCUUCCACGAGUUACACAUGACGCCUUGGCGACAAGCGGGAACUUUCGCAAAGCGAGGAAGACAGGAUAUCACAUCUGCGAUUCGGUUCAGGACCUCCGCCCCUUGCUCGACUAGGACUCGGAGCCCAUCGUGGUCUCGCGUGCAGUGA